This is a messenger RNA of Talaromyces stipitatus ATCC 10500, 2724 nucleotides long. RefSeq lists its product as uncharacterized. Bases 1 to 2724 code for a protein of 907 amino acids. The record is from RefSeq and is a predicted model, not a curated record. The transcript has 3 exons. NCBI's taxonomy places the organism in Eukaryota, Fungi, Ascomycota, Eurotiomycetes, Eurotiales, Trichocomaceae.
AUGGCACCCACGGAUUAUACAGAUUUUGAUCCGAAUGGCAAGGACCGCAAGACAAUCGAACCAUGCGUAAUAACACGAACAAAGAUCUACACCGAUCUGUACGACGACGACCUAUGGUUUACCUUCAAAGAUGAUUUUGGAGACUGGACUACAGAUAACCUUUGCAAAGCGACCGUACCAGUCCUUGGAAAACUACGUGACGUACUGCGAACCAAUGGUAUAUAUGUACCAAAGGGUGGACACGCAGGAAGAGUAUUAGCGAACACACUGACUCUUCCAGAACCACACGAAUGGACUGAAAGUGAAGUUGUUGAACACAUACAGCUUAAAGGGACCUUCAAUUCCCCAUUUAUCCAGUUGAAGUUCGCUGCCACAAUCAAAAGAAUCAACGACGCCGCAAAUGUGACAAUACAAAAUAAUGCUCAAUUCGUGCAAGAAGAUACCCCCUCUCCACCGUCAACGAACCUACACGGCAUGGUAACAAGAAUGAGAGCAUCCGCAGGUGGCCUACAAGAUAUGAUACCACACGCUGAGACGGCACCACCGACACCGACACCACCGGCGCCGCAGGCACCACUAGUACAAGUAGCGACACCUACCCAAACGGCAACAUGGCAAGGAACGGGAUAUGUGCCAGCAAUCCGCGACCAAGAAAGAAUGUAUUCGCAGGUAGGACAAUUUGCACCGUUAUAUGUCAACAGCAUCGCACAACUUCGGAAGGUGUACACUACAGAUAGCACCAAGUACGGCGAUAAUGAAGACUCAUUCGACCUAGCUCAUAAUAUCUUCUUAGACCUCUGCCGCCAGAUGGGUCUACAUACCGCAGAAGCACGGAACCAGGCAUUUUCAGUUAUGCUCAAAGGACUCGCACUCGACUAUUACUACACGUGGAAAGAUCAAUGGGAGCGCAUGGGAAUCGACCCCGCUGUGGCAGUCAAAAACCACUUCGAAAACGACGAGCACCUACGAAAAGUGCAGACUGACUGGGAUGCGAUAAAUCUUUAUACGGUAAUUGUAAAGUACCCUGAAAAAUCAACUACCGAAUGCUUAGAGAUGAUGUUUCGAGAUAUCCAAAAGCUCUACCACAAAUUGCGACCAGAACUACGAAACGAGGUUAUUUGGCACGCAAAGCUCAUUUCUGCUACUCGAACACACCCAGCAUGUCAUGCAGCAACUGGAAAUCCCGCAUCUACGAUCCCUGGUCUCAUGCAGAGCCUUCGAGGAAGUGUCAGCCAAUUUGAAGACACUAAGCGAGCAGCGCAACAGCACUUCGCAGGCACAUACAAUACUGAUCCGUAUGACGUUCCACGAACGAACAUGACAGAACGUCGCUUCUUCAACAAUAAUCUACGAUACCAGCCUCAAAACCGCAGCCGCUUUACUCGGAAACCAUCUCGUCACUUCAGAGGUCCCAGAAACGACAAAAAGACAUGUUAUAUCUGCAAGAAACCAGGACACUUAUCAUAUAACCACUCGGACGAGGAGCGCGAGGCACACAAGCGUGAAUGGAAUAAAAACAGAUCUGGGAGUUAUCAACAAUUUAUGGCUGAAAUUGAGGGCUGGGAAUAUGACCCUGAAUCAAUUGAAGAACUAGCAUCAAGUGGCGCUUAUUUCGAGGAUGACAGCAGUGAUGACGAACCUCCAAGGACCAAGGAUUCAAUUACUUCCAAAGAUUCAGCCAAUAAGAAUGCACCACUCCAGACUACCUCAACCCAUUUUGCCAGCGCUUUCUUCACUACUGAUGAGAAGCCAAAGGGAGAAUUAGGAAAGUUAAUCACUACAGAGUUAGCAAAUCGAGCGACUAUGCACUGCGUCAAAGCCCUGGCAACAAAGGAAGCACAAGAUGGCGACAAUAUAGAGAAUGACGUUGAAGAAACGAUUGAUACAAGCACCUACGUUUCGGCAAGCCGAUACUCCGAAGAAACAUGGCAAGGUAUUCUCAUUGACACCGGCGCUGCAGACUUCUCUACAGCCGGAUACAGUCAAUUCCUCGCAUAUCAGAAAGCUGUCAAGGGAGCUGUAAUAGACACGUCAACCGCAAAUUCAGUAGGGAUCAAAUUUGGCUCAGGCGAUCCUCAGGAGACCUACGAAUCAUGUCUCCUGGAAUCACUUGAUGAGAAUCCCUGCUUCCUCACAGAAACAGAAUUACGGCGCCUACACCGUCGAUUCGGUCAUCCCUCAACUGACAGAUUCUACCGCGUUAUCGAGCGCGCAGGCCACGACGCUGACCGUGAAGCAAUUGAGCAUAUUCGCAAAUUCUGCCAUCAUUGUCAAAUCCACGGUAAAUCUCCCGGCCGUUUCCGCUUCACAUUGCAAGACGAUAUACAUUUUAACCAUUCAAUUAUUGUUGAUAUUAUGUAUAUUGAUGGUAAACCUAUUCUGCACCUCGAGAACCCGCUUCCGCUAGUGAUUUGCACGGAUUCGAAAAGCUUAUAUGACUGCCUCGUGAAGCUCGGUACGACGCAAGAAAAGCGGCUCAUGAUCGACCUCAUGUGCCUCCGCCAGUCAUACGAGCGUCAAGAGAUUACAGAAGUCAAAUGGAUAGAUGGCAAUAGCAACCCUGCCGACGCCAUGACAAAGAACAAAGCAUGCAACGCUUUGCAGAUCCUUGUUGAUACGAAUAAGCUACAUAUCACUGUCGACGGCUGGGUAGAAAGGUCUACCACGACACCGCAAAAUCGCGCGAUCAAAGCAAAUUCGGUGGCAUUCGCAAAUCCCCAAUAA